GUACCGGUGGUGAGGAUGUGAGGAUCUACCCAUCACCGCGCGCUCCCACACUAAAUUACAACCAUUGUUCGCCCCUCGCCCCAAGUUUCGGCGGCACGCUGCGCUUCCUCCGCAGCUUGCACCCCAGCGCCCACCAGGCUCAAAGCACAGGGGGGAGACACAGGAGAAGGGACACCGGACCAAUCAUGGCCGAUGGCCCACCCACUUCGAUCGAUAUCGAUGGAUCUAGCAGCCGUGGCGCCGGUGGUCCACCUUCCUAGAUUUGACGUCGGAGGAGGCACCGGAUCGUCCAGCUAUUGGGAGCAACGGUUUGGGGAUGGAUACUUCGAUCCGUCAAGCUUCAUCCCGAGCUACACAACCACGGACAAGGUCUUGGCGAUCUUCAGGCUCGCCGUCGGGACCAUUCUCGUGGUGCUCGGAUCCUACCCGCUGGUGCGAUUCUACCGGUCGAGAUGGAUAUUGGAUAUUCGCACAAGGUGAAGGAAGAAGAACGGGUGGUGGUGUGACCUUUAAGGCAGCAGUAACCACCACACACAGCAGAUUACGACAUAUUUAUAUAGUAAUUUGACGUUGUUUUACCCCGAAAAUCUCGGAAAUGAACCAGCGUUGUUUGUGUCUAGAGUUUCGAGUUCUUCUGCAUUGCAUGUGGAUGGAAGAGGGCGUCGUUCAGUUCUUCGUGUACUGGGUGAGGCAUCGGCUCUUCUUGCAACCAUGGGGAGCGUUGUACCUGUCGACUAGAAGGACAUUCGAUUUCGUCGUGCUCGCAGGAACUCCUCUUGUAGACUACUGGUAAACGUUUUCGUUCCCCACAUUCUCGAGGUUUGCAUGACUCCCUGUGGCGUACAACACGCGACUCAGCCCAGCCCGGUUGCAGACCUGGAACCUGUCCAGGUGUUGGUAUCUUACUGUAGUCGAU
This is a messenger RNA of Ectocarpus sp. CCAP 1310/34, 916 nucleotides long. The record is from the annotation of a GenBank genome assembly. Lineage: Eukaryota; Phaeophyceae; Ectocarpales; Ectocarpaceae.